Molecule: messenger RNA, 495 nt
Organism: Strongylus vulgaris
Lineage: Eukaryota; Metazoa; Nematoda; Chromadorea; Rhabditida; Strongylidae
Source: the annotation of a GenBank genome assembly
AUGAAGCAGCUUUUGAUUUUGUUUCUAUUCGGUUUUACUGUGUAUGCCGGGAAAGUUCUUGUCUACAGUCCGGGCAUCAGUUACAGCCAUCUCAUAGGUAAUGGAAGAAUUGCCGAUGCUCUUGCUAAGGCUGGCCACGAUGUGGUUAUGUUCAUACCGGAAUAUACAAAUUUGGGAACUUUUACCGGCACCAAGUUCGCCAAGGUGUUUAGGAUGAACAACAUUAGCUCUAAAGCGGAGAAUCUUAUAUCCCUUGAAGAGCAAAGGAAAUGGAUGGAACAGCCAUGUAUACCACUCUCCGAAAGAUAUGCCUUCGAAUCUGUUAAUGCGGCAAUGUGCGAAGCCUUGAUGGCUCGACGAAACGAACUGGAAGUGUUGAAAAAUUAUGGGUUUGACGUCGCAUUUGCUGAACAGCUAGAUUUUUGUGGAAUAGAAGUAAUUAGCCUUGAUGGCUCGACGAAACGAACUGGAAGUUUUGAAAAAUUAUGGGUUUGA